This is a messenger RNA of Microstroma glucosiphilum, 600 nucleotides long. RefSeq lists its product as hypothetical. The record is from RefSeq and is a predicted model, not a curated record. Lineage: Eukaryota; Fungi; Basidiomycota; Exobasidiomycetes; Microstromatales; Microstromataceae. The coding region runs from base 178 to 381 and encodes 67 amino acids. The transcript has a single exon.
CGCGGAGAUCUUGCUUCUUUGCCGGACAAGGUCAAGAUUCGAACAGGACCAGCUGGGAGGUGAGGCCAAUCAGUAGGGGAAGGAAGGACGACAGUGGAGAUCGAGAAGAAUAUACGUCGCAUUACAUGUAUUAUUGACACUACACCCUCAAUUGCCACCACUACUUUCAUCAUCAUCAUGCAAUCUCAUUCCCGACGUUCUGCCUACAGACUUGCCAAGGUGCUACCGCCUCGAGAAUCGCAGGACGUGACUACGCGCGUCGGCAGUAGCUACGGAGGCAAUCAUUCCCUCGAGUGGGUCGAGGCGCCUCGGAACAUCUUGAUCAUUACGAAGACGAACGAUGAGAAGACGCAGCAGGCUAUGCAUAAGAUCAUUGAGUGAGUGGCGGUGUUGGGUCCGUGCUACCGAGUGUAUCGGGAAGGGUGAGACUCAAGACGCUCUCCUCUCGCCCUGCUGGCAGGUACGGCGCUGCGACGCAGCCAUCUAUGAAUGUAAUCCUGGAAGAGGCCAAUUCGCACAUUCUCACCUCCACACCAUGGGCAGACAAGAUCUCCCUGGUGACUUCCACAGAUCGACACCUCCUGUGUCGCAAAGUGGACA